GCCAUCUGCUACCCACUCAGCUACACAACCCUGCUGACAACAAAGACUGUGGUCAGGUUCGGAACAGCCAUCCUUAUCCGAGCCUUUGUAAGCAUCUUGCCCUUCCCUUUCCUUGUGCUGAGGCUGCCAUUUUGUCACUCCCAACAUAUCUCUCAUACUUAUUGUGAGCAUAUGGCUCUAGUAAAACUAGCGUGUGGGAACACUACACCCAACAAUCUCUAUGGGCUGACUGUGUCGCUUCUCAUUGUUGGUGGAGACCUGACCUUUAUCUUCAUCUCCUACGGACUGAUCUUACAAGCUGUAUUCCAUCUGCCUUCAGUGGAGGCUCGUCACAAAGCCCUGGGCACUUGUGGGGCCCACGUAGCUGUCAUCAUCAUUCUGUACACACCUGGCCUCUUCUCCUUCCUCACCCAUCGCUUCGGGCAUAACAUCCCCCACAGUGUUCACAUCUUCCUGGCCAACAUCUACUUGAUGGUCCCCUCCAUGCUCAACCCUAUUGUCUAUGGCAUCAAAACAAAGGAGAUCCGUGAGCGGCUGCAAUGGACUUUUCAUCUUGGAAAAAGCCCCUCCAGACCUAAUAACUGGGGUUAG
Python bivittatus (Burmese python) is the source of this 591-nucleotide messenger RNA. The record is from RefSeq and is a predicted model, not a curated record. Lineage: Eukaryota; Metazoa; Chordata; Lepidosauria; Squamata; Pythonidae.